UAGAAAAGUUGAAGUCAAUAUACGUGCAGCCUUCAACUAGAAUGCCACACCGCAUGGACAAAUCAACGCGGCCAACUUUGGACCCAUUCUAAGAGGAUUCACCUAUAUAACACACCAACGUUGCGUUGCCACAAGAAUGGAACAGCUCAGGAUAUCUCUCAUCAACAACACGAUGGCGUCACCUUCUCCGUCUUCCACAGUGAUCCAGAUGCCUCCAAGUCCACACACCAACGGCGGGACAGCGGGCUUGGCUCCGGCCACGCCCGAGGACGCCGGCGAUGUGCCAACCACAGCGCCCGCAGCAGCUGCUGGACCAGCAGCCAGCCCGACCGACAAGGUCAUGUCGAGCGCCGCGAACCUCGCGCAGCUGCUACCGACGGGCACGGUGCUGGCGUACCAGGCGCUGUCCCCGUCCUUCACCAACCACGGCAAGUGCUUCUCCUCCAACCAGUGGCUCACCGCGGCGCUGGUGAUCAUCCUCACCAUCUCGUGCAUCCUCUUCACCUUCACCGACAGUGUACUUGGCCGCGACCAGAAGCUCUACUACGGCAUCGCCACGCCGCGCGGUUUCAACGUGUUCAACUUCUCGGACGAAGAGGAGAGGCAGCAGUGGACUCCCGCUGAGUUCCGCAGGCUCCGCAUCCGGCCGCUGGACUUCGUGCGCGCCAUCUUCACGGCCCUGGUGUUCCUCACCGUAGCUUUCAGCGACGUGGGGCUGCAGAACUGCUUCUUCCCCAACGCUGGCAUGGACACCCAGGAGCUUCUCAAGAACCUGCCUCUGGGCAUUGCGUUUUUGUCCAGUUUUGUGUUCAUGAUCUUCCCCACAAAAAGGAAGGGCAUCGGCUACAGCGACACCACCCCUCGCCAAAAGCUCACUUGAUGUUAAUAUCAGUUGUUUCUGAACAGUUAGAUAGAUUAGAGUAUACCGUAAAUCACCAUAUAUAGUUACUGUAACUUUGAUGUUUAGGUCACUUGUUUUUUAAGUUAAAAUGUAGUGUAAUCGCGGUAUAGGAGGAGAUCUGGUAUAGGACUAGUAUUACUUAUUACAUUUCUUUGGUAAAUACUUGUGUAUUGUUUAAUUUAUUCAUGCCAAAUUUAUUGAAACCAUUUGGUGGGCAGAUGCCCUUGUUCGCUGCAGAUGUUAUGUUUAUCUUUCAAUUAGAGAGAAAAGGCAUGUAUGUACCUUCUUGCAUAAAAAGAAUAAUUGACGAAGUUUGCUGAAAGUCUACCUAAACUCCUAAUUACCGAAGCCUGAAGUAUUUGAAUUUACCA
Molecule: messenger RNA, 1272 nt
Organism: Aegilops tauschii subsp. strangulata
Lineage: Eukaryota; Viridiplantae; Streptophyta; Magnoliopsida; Poales; Poaceae
Product: protein DMP3
Biological process (GO): endomembrane system organization
Source: RefSeq, a predicted model, not a curated record